Messenger RNA from Arabidopsis arenosa, 673 nucleotides. Lineage: Eukaryota; Viridiplantae; Streptophyta; Magnoliopsida; Brassicales; Brassicaceae. The record is from the annotation of a GenBank genome assembly.
AAAUAAGACACACACGCUUUUAUUAAAAUUUUGAAUCAUGAGAUCUAUUACUUUGUCUAUACUUUUAUGUUUACUUAUGUUGCUCGUUACGAACAAUGUUAAAGGAAGGGAAGUAAGAAGAAAUUGUCCAUAUAAGCUGAUGAACCCUGGAAAAUGUGGGGCUAACAAAGUUCAGUUUUGUUUGGAUGAAUUUAAAAGGACUACAUAUUUUCCAGAGAACCAAAAGAAUGGUUCUCGUUGCAGGCCGUGUAAGGACACCAGGUUUUGUGUAUUCUCAUGUUCCUUGUGUUAAACAAUGUUAAAGUAGAUGUGAAAGCACAACGACGGAAACCUCUGUGUAAAAUGACUGGUCUUCUAACCCCUGGAAAAUGUCCCAUAACUAUCCAUGAUGCAAGCAACUUGUGUAAUCGCCAAUUGGCGUCGCCUGAUAGGACAUUUAAGCGUUGCGACUGUCAAAACACUAUUAAAUGGCGAGGGAAAGACCACUAUCAAUGCACAUGUUAUCUGAGACUCCCUUGCAACGAAUAGUUCAAAUACCAAAAUGCACUUUCUCAAAAUAAGAGAUAAGGACCGUGAGCAUUUGUAUGUUAUAUGAUUGACAAUAUAUAUCAAUCCAUUUGGUUAUUUCUUUUAUUUUCAAAUUUAGUUACUUGAAUAUAAUGAAUAGUUAUGA